Molecule: messenger RNA, 20872 nt
Organism: Orcinus orca (killer whale)
Lineage: Eukaryota; Metazoa; Chordata; Mammalia; Artiodactyla; Delphinidae
Gene: MLXIPL
Product: MLX interacting protein like
Exons: 16
Coding region: 17686-20274 (862 amino acids)
Biological process (GO): regulation of transcription by RNA polymerase II
Cellular component (GO): nucleus
Molecular function (GO): RNA polymerase II cis-regulatory region sequence-specific DNA binding; DNA-binding transcription factor activity, RNA polymerase II-specific; protein dimerization activity
Source: RefSeq, a predicted model, not a curated record
UCCGCCCCGGCUCCGCUCCGCUCCGGCUCCGGGAUCCGGCUGGGGCUCUGGCUCCGGCAGCGCGCGCCGCUCCGCCGCCAGAGGGCGCCCCGCCCGCUCUUAAAGGGGCCGCGGCGUGGAGGCUGGGGGUGGGAUGGGGAGGGGGCAGGCCGCUCCUCUUCCCACCCCGGCCGAGCCGCGCCUUGCCGCGCCUCCUGCAUCCGCAGAUCGCCUGGCAACCCAUCCUCCUCACGGCGUCCGGAUAUCUAAGGCGCCUCUCCUUUCCUCUCCUCCCGGCCAUCAUUCACCACACCCCCAGGCACGGACUCUCCCACCCCAGGCCUUUACAGUUUGCAAGGCUAUUUCACAUUUACCCCGUGAAUUCGCACAAUUUUCUGAAUUUGGCCGGGUGCCAGGAGCUCCUGCCCGCUGCUAACUUGGACAAGUCAUUCACUUCCCCCAGCCUCAGUUUUCCUUUCCAUAAAAUAGGGUGAUGAUAACACAAUGUGAGGAUUAGAGGUAGUGAAUUGUUGAGUCCCUUACCUGUAGUUAGAUGAAUACCUAAUACGAGUUAUUGUUAUUUUAAAGAUGAAGGAACAGAUUCUCAGAGAUGAUGUCACCUCCCCAAAGUCACAUUACAAGUAAAUGACAGACAAUCUCAGUUCUUCCUGUAUGUGCAGUGUCCACGGAGCACACGAUACCUCCAUGCUGGGCACUGGGCUGGGCCCUGUCAGGGCAUUGUCUCUACCCUCUAAGAGCUCAUGGAUUAAGGCAGAGUCACAUUCUCACUCAGCUUACUUUAGUACAAGACAGAAUGGUGGGUGUCAUGGCUCGAUGUCUUCCUUUGUGAGUCCCAUGUGAUGCCUGAGGAUGUCAUGUACCUUAUCUUCACAACUAGGCUUGGCCAGUGCCAUUGUCAGGAAACAGACACUCAGAGAUUGUCACCUGUCUAAAAUCAAACAGUAGUGAGUGAGCUUUUUCCACUUCACCACACUACUAAGAAAGGACCAAGGUGGCACCAGGGCACAGAAAGGCUCACCAGCAGAGGUGACAUUUGAGCUGGGCUUUGAGGGAUGAAUAGGAGUUCUGAAGUUGAAGGCGAAAAUAGUGAAACCAAAGAGAAGUCCGUAAGCCAAGGCAUAGAAGCUGAAAGUGCCCAACAAGGACUCUCCCAAUCCAGCCAGAGCACAGGGGGCGUGGUGGAGAUGUCUGAGAAAGAGACAAAACUGAUGGAGUGGGGCAGGACAGACUUGCUGACAGACUGUGAAGGCAACACUUCUUCCACAUUUUUAUGGCAAGUGAAAUUUGGUUUUCCUUUUCAAGAUUCAGCUGGAACAUCACCACCUCCAGGAAGCCCUCUCUACCUCCCCAGGCAGCAUUGUGUGCCCCACAGUCCCUGAUGUCCCUCCACCACGGUCCUGGGUAUUAUCAAGAGCUCUUCCACACCUCACAAUUUCCUGGCUAUGAUCUCCCUGGUUCUGGUCUGCGUCCUCCAGACCCACUGUUUCCACUAAGCUUCCAGGGGUCUCCUAGACACUCCCUCUGUCCGGCCCUCCUUUGGCCGGGCAAGAGGCAGUCUUCACUCUAAGAGGCCCUGGUGAGAUCUGAUGGGAGCUCCUGCCUUGGCUUGUCCCCUCUUCGUCACCAAUCCCCCUUUGUUCAGCCCAGUGGGCCCCCUGCGGAAUCCCACAACGGCCCCUGUGAAACUUCCCCACACUCCUCAGACCUCCUACACCCACUCCUGCCCCCUCAGUAGGUGACUCCACUGCCCAUCACAUGGGAGAGCUUCUGCCACUUCCUGCUCCACCUCUUUGGAUCUUCUCUGCACCUGCCCCAGUGCCCUUUCUUCUCUCCUUCCUCCAGGAGGAGGAACCUCCCCUCAUUCCAAAGCCAGCCCAGGUACCCUUGCUAUGGGUCUCACCUUCACCUGCCCCUCCAGGAUGCCUCCCCCACUGUGGUAGUUAUGUCUCUUUCUUUCUCUGUCUCUUUCACCUUUAAUUUCUGCCUUUAGACUGAUACCUCCCUUUCACCACCCCCACCCAAUAUUUUGAAAGUACCCUGUUAUGAAUUGAGUACUUCCCCCCAAAACUGGUAUGUCGAAGCCCUAACCCCAAUGUAAUGAUAUUUGGACGUGGGGCCUUUGGGAGGUAAUUAGGUUUAGAUGAGGUCAUGAGGAUGGGGCCUGAUGAUGGGAUUAGUGCCCUUAUAAGAAGAGGAAAAGAGACCAAAGUUCUUUUUCUCUCCACCAGUGUGAGGUCACAGCUAGAAGGCCACUGUCUGCAAACCAGGAAGAGAGCUCUCAUGAGAAGCCAAAUCUGCUGGCACCUUGAUCUUGGGCUUUCCAGCCUCCAGAAUUAUGAGAAAUAGGUAUCUUUUGUUUCAGCCACCCAGUGUGUGGUAUUUUGUUAUGGCAGUCCAAGCCUACUAACAUACCAUCUAGACUCUGUACUCCCUGCAUCCAUUUCCUCAUACCCGCCCCCCCCUUAUUCCUUGACUCAGUCUGACUUCACCGCCCCCCCCAACCACAACUCCAAGGGCACUGCACUAGCCAAGGUCAUGGACUGCUUCUUACUGCCAGGGCCCUUCUUUGUCACAUUCAGCGCCAUUGACCAUCAUCUCUUUCUUGACCGCAUAGCAGUCAGAGUCCAGACAUUUCACAGGUGUCAAGUUGGCAAAAAUUAAAAAGUCAGAUAAUAUCAAGUGUUGGUGAGGAUGGGAAGUGACAGGGAUGCUUUUGUACUGCUAGUGGGAGAGAGAAUCAAUUCACUUUGGAGGGCAGUUUGACAAACUCGUAAUUCAAAGGUGUUCAUAUCACACUACCCAGCUGUUCCCCUCUGCAGUGGACAGAAUAAUAGACCCCAAAGGUGUCCACAUCCUAAUCCCUGGAACCUGUGAACUUGUUACCUUCCAUGGUGAAAGGAACUUUGCAGAUGUGAUUAAGUCAAGGAUCUCGAGAUGGAGAGAUUAUCCUGGAUCACCCAGGUGGGGCCAGUGUAACCACAAGAGUCCUUAUAAGGGGGAGGCAGGAGGGUCAGAAUCAGACAAGGAGGUUUGACAGUAAAAUCGGAGGGUCAGAGUGACAGAGAAAUUUGAAGACACUACGUUGCUGGCUUUGAAGCUGGAGGAAGAAGCCACGAGCAGGCAGCCUCUAGAAACCAGAAAAGGCAAGGAAAUUGAUUCUCCUUUGGAGACUCCAGAGAGAGUGCGCCCCUGCCAAUACCUUAAUUUCAGCCCAGUGAAACCCAUUUCAGACUCCUGACAUCCAGAAAUGUAAGAUAAUAAACCUGUGUUGUUUUAAGGCACUAAUAUGGUAAUUUGUUACAGCAGCGAUAGGAAACUAACACAAACUCCUAGGAAUUUUCGCUGUCUUGGACUAGGAGACAAGAACGGGAAUGUUUGCAGUGUCUCUACUUGUAAUGACGAAAAACUGGAAACAACCCAAAUGUCCAAUACAGUGGAACACUUCAUUCUACACAGCAACAGAAAUGGGCAAAUUACAGCUACACGUGUCAACUUGGCUAAAUCUCACAAACAAUACAGUGAAAAAAAAGGCAGCCUCAGAAGACUACAUUCAGUAUAAUACUGUUUAUGUAAAGUUUAGAAACAUGCAGAACCGUACUUUAUAUUAUUGCUUGGAGAUACGUACAAAGUAAAAGUACAGGAACAAUAAAUACCAAAUUCAGCAGUGUGGCCGUCUGGCAGAAGAGGGAUGGAAUCGGGGAGGAGACAGAGGGGACUUCAAUGGCAUUAAGAGAUAGUUCAGUUUCUUAGGCUGAGUGAGAGUACACAGGUGUGCACUGUAUUAUUCUUUAUAUUAAUACUUUGGGGUAAGCCUGAAAACUUCUAUAUAAAAUUAAUAAUUUUUAGGGUCAAUUUUUAGACCUUAGCUUUGAAGUCACUCAGACCUGGGUCCCAUUCUGACCUCUGCCACUUCCUAUGUGACCAAGAGCAAAGUCCUUAAUUCCCUGAAUCUCAAUUAUAUCAUCUUUAAAAUGGGUAGUUGAAGGAUUAGGUGACUUGAUAUGUGUCUACCACAAUGUCUGACACUUAGUCGGUUCUCCAAAAACAGCAACUGCAAUGGGUUCCUCUUUCUAGAAAUGAUCCAUUGGAUUUAAUUUAUGGGGUACCUACUAUCUUCCAGGGGCUGACUGGAGAAAGGGAACACUUCAUCUUCAUGGUUCUGCUCCCUGAUUCAGUCUUUUUUAAAAAAAAAUAAUAAUAAAUUUAUUUAUAUUUGGCUGCGUUGGGUCUUCGUUGCUGCGCGCGGGCUUUCUCUAGUUGCGGAGAGUGGGGGCUUCUCUUCCUUGCGGUGCACAGGCUUCUCAUUGCGGUGGCUUCUCUUGUUGCAGGGCGUGGGCUCUAGGCUUGUGGGCUUCAGUAGUUGUGGUGCGAGGGCUCAGUCCUUGUGGCUCGCGGGCUCUAGAGCACAGUCUCAGUAGUUGUGGUGCACAGGUUUAGUUGCUCCGUGGCAUGUGGGAUCUUCCAAGAUCAGAGCUUGAACCCGUGUCCCCUGCAUUGGCAGGCGGAUUCUUAACCACUGCGCCACCAUGGAAGUCCGAUUCAGCCUUUAAAUUCAUUAUUCUCCAAGGAUUCAAUCACCACCCCCUCAAAAAAAAAAAAAAGCAGCUUUAUUGAGAUACAUGCCAUACAAUUCAACAAUUUAAAUUGUACAAUUCAAUGGUUUUUGGUAUAUUCACAGAGCUGUGUAUCCAUUGGCACAAUUUUAGAACAUUUUCAUCACCCCAGAAAAGCAGCUCCGUGCCCAUAAGCAGUGACUCCUCAUUUCCCCCAGAUCCCACUCCGACCACCAGCCCCAGGCAACUAACCUUCUUUCUGUCUCUAUAGAUUAGAUUUGCCUGUUCUGGACAUUUCAUACUAAUGGUAUCCUAUAAUAUGUGGCCUUUUGUGACUGGCUUCUUUCAUUUAAUAUAUAUUUUUAAAAUAAAUUUAUUUUUUUUUAAUUUAUUUAUUUUUGGCUGCGUUGGAUCUUCAUUGCUGUGCGUGGGCUUUCUCUAGUUGCGUUGAGUGGGGGGCUACUCUUCAUUGCAGUGCAUGGGCUUCUCACUGCAGUGGCUUCUCUUGUUGUGGAGCACAGGCUCUAGGCGCGCGGGCUUCAGCAGUUGUAGCACGCAGGCUCAGUAGUUGUGGUGUGUGGGCUCAGUAGUUGUGACGCAUGGGCUUAGUUGCUCCGUGGCAUGUGGGAUCUUCCUGGACCAGGGCUCAAACCAGUACCCCCUGCACUGGCAGGCAGAUUCUUAACCACUGCGCCACCAGGGAAGUCCUAAUAAAAUGUUUUAAAGAUUCAUUCAUGUUGUAGAAUUUAUUAGUAAUGAUUCCUUUUGAUUUUUUUUGUGGCACAUAUGUGACAUAAAAUUUCCCGUUUUAAUCAUUUUAAAGUAUACAGUUCUGUGACAUUAAGUCCAUUCCCCUUGUUCUGCAACCAUCACCACGAUCCAUCUCCAGAACUUUUUUAUUUUCCCAAACUGAAGCUCUAUGUCCAUUAAAUACUCCCUCCCCAUCCCCCCCUCACCCCAGCCCCUGACACACACCAUUCUACUUUCUGUUUCUAUGAAUUUGACUACUCUAGGUGCCUCAUAUAAGUGGAAUCAUACAGUAUUUGUCCUUUUGCAACUGGUUUGUUUCACUGAGCAUAAUGUCUUCACGGUUCUUCCAUGUUGUAUAGCAUAUCAAUAUUUCCUUCCUUUUUAAGGCCAAAUCAUAUUCCAUUGUAUAUCUAUUGAUUCCUUUUUAUUACCAAAUAAUAUUCCAUUGCAUGUAUUUACCACAAUUUGUUUAUCCAUUCAUCACUUGGUGAACAUUGGGGUUGUUUCAUCUUUUUGGCUAUUAUGAAUAAUGCUGUUAUAAACAUUGUCAUACAAGUUUUUAUGUGACAUGUUUUUUCCUCUUGCUUAUAUACCAAUGAGUGGGUAUAUGAUAAUUCCACGUUUAAUCUUUCUGAGGAAAGGCCAGACUGUUUUCCAAAGCAGUUGCGCCAUCUUACACUUGCACUAGCAAUGUAUGAAGUUCCAUUUUCUUCACCAACACUUGUUAUUGUCUAUCUUUUUUUAUUAUAACUCUCCUAGUGGGUGUGAAGUGUUAUCUCAUGAUUUCAAUUUGCACAUCUCUGGUGACUAAUGAUGUUCACCAUCUUUUCAUGUGCUAUUGGUCAUUUUUAUAUCUACUUUGGGGAAAAGCCUAUUCAGACACUUUGCUCAUUUUUCAGUUGGUUAUUGGUCUCUUUAUUUUUUCUUAAUUAAUUAAUUAAAUUUAAUUUACUUUUGGCUGUGUUGGGUCUUCUUGCUGCAUACGGGCUUUCUCUAGUUGCGGCGAGUGGGGGCUACUCUUCAUUGAGGUGCGCGACCUUCUCAUGGCGGUGGCUUCUCUUGUUGCGGAGCAUGGGCUCUAGGUGCACGGGCUUCAGUAGUUGUGGCACAUGGGCUCAGUAGUUGUGGCUCACGGGCUCUAGAGCAGAAGCUCAGUAGUUGUGGUGCAUGGGCUUAGCUGCUCCGUGGCAUGUGGGAUCUUCCCGGACCAGGGCUCGAACCCGUGUCCCUUGUAUUGGCAGGCAGAUUCUUAAUCACUGCACCACCAUGUCCCUUGUAUUGGCAGGCAGAUUCUUAAUCACUGCACUGCACCACCAGGGAAGUCCCAUGUUUCUUUAUUUUUGAGUUGUAAGAGUUCUUUAUAUAUUCUGGAAACUAGUCCUUUAUCAGAUAUAUGGUUUAUAAUUUUCUCCCAUUCUGUAGGUCGUCUUUUCACUUUCUUGAUGGUGUCCUUUUUUUUUUUUUUUUUUUCCGGUACGCGGGCCUCUCACUGCCGUGGCCUCUCCCACCGCGGAGCACAGGCUCCGGAAGCGCAGGCCCAGCGGCCACGGCCCACGGGCCCAGCCACUCCACGGCAUGUGGGAUCCUCCCAGACCGGGGCACGAACCCACGUCACCUGCAUUGGCAGGCGGACUCUCAACCACUGCGCCACCAGGGAAGCCCCGGUGGCGUCCUUUGAUGCACAAAAGUUUUUAUGAAAGUCUGAUGAAGUACAAUUAUCAAUUUUUUUUCUUUUGUUGCUUGUACUUUGGCAUCAUAUCUAAGAAACCAUUUUCUAAUUCAAGAUCAUAAAGAUUUAUUAUACCUUUAUGUUUUCUUCUAAGGGUUUUAUAGUUUUAGCUCUUCCAUUUAGGUCAUUGAUCCAUUUUGAGUUAAUCUUGUAUAUGGUAUAAGGUAGGGAUCUGACUUCAUACUUUUGCUUGUGGAUAUCCAGUUAUCCCAGCGCACACACACACACACACACACACACAUAUCCCUUUUAAAAUGUGGACCUCAGGACUUCCCUGGUGGUGCAGUGGUUACGAAUCCGCCUGCCAAUGCAGGGGACACGGGUUCGAGCCCUGGUCUGGGAAGAUCCCACAUGCCGCGGAGCAACUAAGCCUGUGUGCCACAAAUACUGAGCCUGCGCUCUGGAGCCCGCAAGCCACAACUACUGAGCCCACGCACUGCAACUACUGAAGCCCGCGCACCUACAGCCCGUGCUCCAUGACAAGAGAGGCCACUGCGAUGAGAAGCCUGUGCACCACAACAAAAAGUAACCCCCGCUCACCGUAACUAGAGAAAACCCACGCACAGCAAUGAAGACCCAACGCAGCCAAAAAUAUAAAUUAAUUAAUUAAUUAAAAAAAAAAGUUCCUUUAUGUUCUUUUGUAAUCACUCCCUCCAGUCUCUCCCACACCCCUCAACUCCAUCCCCAGAUAACCCUGAUCUGCUUCCUGUCACUGCAGGUUAGACUGCAUUUUUGAGAAUUUUACAUAAAUGGAAUCAUACAGUGUAUACUAUUUUUCUUAUUUGGCUUCUUUCACUCAGAAUAAUUCUUUUGUUAUCCAUCCAGACUGUUGCAUUUAUCAGUUUGUUCCUUUUUAUCUCAGUAUAAUAUUUCAUUGUAUGGAUAUACCACAAUUUGUUUAUCCAUUCGCCUAUUGCUGGACCUUUCGAUUGUUUCCAGUUUAAGGCUUUUUUGUUGUUGUUGUUUUCAGUUUAAGGCUUUUACAAACAAAGCUGCUAUUAACAUUGCAUAUGUCUUAGUAUGAACAUAGCCUUUCAUUUUUCUUGACUAAAUACCUAGAAAUGAAAUGACUGGGUCAGGUGGUAGGUGUCUUUAACAUUUGAAGAACCGCCAAACAGUUUUCCAAACUGUUUUAACAUACCCACCAGCAGUAUCUGAGUUCCAGUUACUCCAUAUUCUUACCAACACUUUAUAUGCUUACUCUUUUUCUUUCUAGCCAUUCUAACGGGUGUGGAAUUCCUUUGUUUUUGUUAAAAAUAGUUUUGGUAUAUAGACACAGGAGUCUAAACAAUAGAUCAUUUGUAGCUGUUUUGAACCUCAUAAAAAGUGAAUGCUCCGACUUCAGCCGUCUUACCUUUCUGCUGAGGGGGACACUCUCCUACCAUAUUAUGAACAUGUUCCCACAAGCACGGGGCUAGGUACACGGGGGGCUGAAGAAAUAAGCAGCCUGACACCCUCAGCAGCCUCAGAGCUCCACCAUCUUCCUUGUGAGGGGCUCAGACAUUACCUGCCAUCCUGAGGACAGCAGCCUCCUGGACGUCACCCCACAGCAGCCCUUCGAUGCAGUAUCUCCCACCUCUGCCCACAGUCAGUUUCCCCCAUACCCCCUUAUUUGAUUUAGACAGUCAGCAUCCUGCCAGGCACUUAGGCUCAAAUCAGGAAAGCCUUUCUCACCCCUAAAGCUUUGAUCUGUCGACAAAUCCUCUUCACCCAAUUCUGCCGACAUUUACAAGUGUGUUAUUUUGUUAACAAAGGUCCUGUUCUGGGGCUGGAUCUAGAGUUGAGUGAGACCCAAGACCUUUGGCAAAGUGACAGUCAGUCCCUUCAGCUGGGCAAGUCCUCCCUCCACCUCCCCAAGGCAGUUGUGCAGUCCUGGCCCAGCUGAGGCAGACAUGCCCCUCCUGGGCUGAGCGCCCCCUCCCCUCUUUUAUGGCUCCCUGUCCUCUCCUGGAUGGGGUCUACAUUUCUUUGUCUAAUGUCUGUGUUCCUCUAUGAUUUUCUUCCUUUUUCCUUUUCCCCCAUCUCAUACUUGCCUAUAGACCCCCUUCCACUCAAGCCAGACUCUUGGCUAUUCCCCAGUCUCACACUGCAUCUCUACACCUCUCCUGCCUUUGCCCAAGACGUCCCGCUACCUAGAAUGCCCUUCAUGGGAAUCCCCUAGCGGUCCAGUUGUUAGGACUCCGUGCUUUCACUGCCGAGGGCCCAGGUUCAAUCCCUGGUCGGGGAAUUAAGAUCAUGCAAGCUGCGUGAUGUGGCCAAAAAGAAAAAGAAAAAGAAUGCCCUUCCUCCCAAUGCCUUGUCCUAAAACUAUUGAAGAACUGACCCAUCCUUUUGGCCUAGCACACACCUCCUCCUCCACAGGCAGAAUCAAUCCUGCCUUCCCAGCACACUCUGUCCCAUCCCUGAUCCCAGCCUGACCUGUACCAGAGUCAUUAAAGACUCACACAUCCCUACUCCUUGCUAGACUCGAGGUCCCCCUGGAGACAGAAUCUGUGUCAUUUUUCCAAUCCCAGCCCCCAGCACAGGCUCUAUUACAUGGCAGGUGCAGGACCAGGACACCUGGACUCAAAUUUCACUGUAUGAACCUCAGACAAAUUACUCAGUAUCUCUGUGCCUCUGUUUCCUCAUCUGUAAAAUAAGGAAAAACACCCACCCCAUUUUGUGGUUGAAGGGAUUCAAUGAAUAAACCCACAUAAAGGGCUUAGGAAGUAUAGGCAGGACCCUGGCAAGUGGUCAGUGCUUGACAAAUCUUAGCUAGAAAUGGUAGUAAUUUGUUGCUGAAAUGAGACCCUGUCCUCACUCUAAAGAAUCUUCAUAUAAAGGGGGAGAUACCUUCUACUUAUCUUCAGGAGACUUCCUUAAAUGAAGAGACCCCCAACCCUCCCCAGUUUCCAUUAAGGGAGGGGGAGCCAUCCACCAGAGUCAUUUAACUCACCUCCCUUCUUUCUCAGCGUCAAAGUAACCAUGAACGUCCUCCUCCUUCAGGAAACCUUCCAGGGUUGGACUGCCUCAGGGAACUUCUGCUUCCCUCUGUAUUUCUCUGAUGUGAAGGCCACCCCCUCCACCCUGCUUCCCAUCUUCACCUUGCUCUCCUCUUAUUCUGCAAGGGAUGUAACCCUCCAGACCACUUCCAGGUCAACCUGAGGUUUUUCUAUAAGUGUAGCUGGAGCUAAGAGGGGCCCUGGAGAGAGAAGAUCCUGUUGGAACUUCCCUGCCUCCCCUGUUUUACAUGUGGGUAGGAUAAAUCUAGGAUGCUCAGUUAAAUCGGAAUUUCAGAUAAACAGUAUGAAUAAUCUUUUAGUAUAAGUAUGCCCCAAAUAUUGCAUGAGACAUACUCAGACUUAGUGGUGGGGUUCAGGGAGAGGGCAGAGGCAUAGGAGGAGACAGGGACCCAGGGGAGAGAAAGGAGGUCAGAAAGAGGUUCCAGGAGGAACCGGGAGCUCAGGGAGGGUAAAGGGUGUGUGGAGGGGGAGGGCUUCAUAAGGGGUGGGUGUGUGUGAGAAGGGGAGGGCUGCUCAAGGAAUGGGAGUGGGGAUCGGUGAGGACGAUGGGAAAUCAGGCAGAGAGAGCAGGUCUCAGAGGCAGGAGGGGGCUCAGGACGGGGCAUGAGUGGAGCUGGCGCUCAGGGAAUGAAUGGGUCUCGGUGAGCAGGAUGGGAACUCAGAGAGAAGAGGGGCUGCGGCUCAGGGCGUAACCGAGGCUGUCCCAGGCUCUGCCUCUGCCCACCUGGGCCUGGCUCCACACCUGUGGCUCCUCCCUUCUCCAACCCAGCCCGCGGGUUGGGAGCCGGGCACUAAGCCCCGCGGAGAGGGAGGUUAAAGGUGAGCGGCACGCGCCGGUCGCAGAUGGGGAUUGGCAGGCGCCUGGGCUCAUGGCCCGGGCCAGGGCUGCCCCACAGGCCGCCGGCUGGGUGAGCGGUUGCCACCCACGUGCUAAGGAGAGAAGGAGGCACCGGAUCAAGGGGCAAAGGACACCCUGAGGGGGCGGGAGGGCGGGGGCCGGGCAGUGCCAGCGUCCACACCCGCUGCGUAGGCAGCGCAGAGCCAUCUGCCGCCGGCGCAGAGAAGACACUGAGAGCGAGUGGCGUCGGCCCAGAGCAUCCCGCGUGCGCCCCGGACGCCGCACGGACGCAGCACGGGAGACCCCGUGGCCCUGGCUGGGAGCCACCACGCCCUCCGCAGAUCGCGCGGAAUCCAGUCUCAGAGCACAAAGACAAGUGGUUCUCGAUCCAGAUCAGAGGUAGUCUAUUUGGGAUUAUUUUUUCACUUGGUAUUUUCAUAAUUUAAAAAUGUAUGGGGCUUCCCUGGUGGCGCAGUGGUUAAGAAUCCACCUGCCAAUGCAGGAGACGGGGGUUUGAGUCCUGGUCCGGAAGGAUCCCACAUGCCGCGGAGCAACUAAGCCCGUGCGCCACAACUACUGAGCCCGCGAGCCACAACUACUGAAGCCUGCGCGCCUAGGGCUCAUGCUCCACAGCAAGAGAAGCCACUGCAAUGAGAAGCCUGCGCACUGCAACUAAGUGUAGCCCCCACUCGCCACAACUAGAGAAAGCCCGCGCGCAGCAAUGAAGACCCAAUGCAGCCAAAAAUAAAUAAAUUUAUGAAAAACAAUGUAUGAACUGGGACUUCCCUGGUGGCGCAGUGGUUAAGAAUCCACUUGCCAAUGCAGGGGACAUGUGUUCGAGCCCUGGUCCAGGAAGAUCCCGCAUGCCGCGGAGCAACUAAGCCCAUGCGCCACAGCUACUGAGCCCACGUGCCACAACUACUGAAGACCACGCGCCUAGAGCCCGGGCUCCACAACAAGAGAAGCCACCACUGUGAGAAGCCUGCGCACCACAACGAAGAGUAGCCCCCUCUCUGCAACUAGAGAAAGACUGCGCGCAGCAACGAAGACCCAACACGGCUGAAAAAAAAAAAAAGUAUGAACAAUAUGACACUACUUGUAAUAUCACUAUACGUAAAUAUAGAAGCAGAAGGUCUGUAAGCAUGAAGUGUACUUUUCGCAAAGAGAAGUGACUUUUUUCUUUCCUCAUAGGAUGAGACCCGUAUUUUUUGAUAGAACAGCUGGGUGCUUCUGAUAUGAAAACUCAUCCAGUCCAACUUCCUCUUUGAUGUAGUCAUAUUUAUCAAUUGUCUCUUCAUGAUUUGUUCAUCCAUUUUUCAGAUACAGAAACUGAGACCCAGACAGGGGAAAUUACUUCCCAACUUGCCGCCGGUUAGACACACAGCUAAGACUCCUCUUUCUCACUCUCAUCUACCUCUCCAUCCUCUAUUCCCUCAACUCACUCAACGAUCUCUCCCCCUGCCAAAUCCUCCUCUGGGCCUGAUGCACCAUCGCUCUCCCCACCUCCUAGAUGCCUGAUGCACCCCCAGCCAAGGCAGGCUUCCGUGAGGCUGCAUGUGCACGUGCAAACUGAGUCUCUCUUUUAAAAAACUUGUAAGUCUAACGUCCAUAUAGAAAGGGUAAACAUCAUAAGUAUCUAGCUCAGUGAAUACUACAGUGAACACACCUGUUUCCUGAACCCAGAUAAAGAGACAAAAUGUUAGCAGCCCCUUCUUGAUCCCUUCUAGUCAUCCCAAGGCUAAAACACAGCCUAACACCAGAGAUUAGCCCGUUUUGGAGCUUUAUAUAAAUGAAGCCUUACAGCAUCCACACUUCCAUGUCAGGCUGCUUUUGCUUAACAGACUGUCAGUGGGAUUCAUCCAUAUGGUUGCAUCUGGUGGUAGAGUGUUCGUCUCAUUGCUGUGUUAAGAUUCCGUAGUGUGUCUGUGCUGUGAUAUAUUUAUCCGUUCGCCUGUUGAUAAACAUUUGAGUUGUUUCCAAUAUUGAGCUAAUAAGAAUAAUGCUGCUCUGAAUACUCUUGUACAUGUCUUUUGGUGCACAUACGUGCACGUUUCUGUGGAACUGCUGGGUCAUAAGGUACGUGGAUGUUCAGUUCUGGUAGAUACGGACAAAUAGUUUUCCCAAAUGAUUGUGCCAAGUCACACAGCGAUGGUGGCAGUGGAUGGGGUUCUGUGCACACCACAUCCUCACAAACAAUUGCUAGUCCUUUUAAUUUGAGAAAGUAGGUAUUUGUAAGGCAGGCUUCCAUCAGAUUGCCUGGGUUUGAAUCCCAUUAUCUUUUUUAAAUUUUUAAUUUUAUUUAUUUAUGUUUUAUGGCCGCACCACGUGGCAUGUGAGAUCUUAGUUCCCUGACAAGGGAUCGAACCCGAGUCCCCCUGCAGUGGAAGUGCGGCGUCUUAACCACUAAACCACCAGGGAAGUCCCUCCCAUUCUCUUUUUCCCUUGUGACCUUCAGCAAAGCCUGUUUCCUUGUCUACAAAAUGGGUUGAAAGUCAUGGGGCUGUUAGGAAGAUUCCCUAGACUGAGUAGGUUAGGCUCCAUAAACAUUAACUGUUUAUAGUUAAUUCUCACAACAACCCUCUGAAUCACUUCCCUUCCUCAGUUUCCCCUUCCGUAAAAUGGCAAUAAAAAUACGAACACACCCACACAUACACACACAGUGGGGAGGAUUAUCAGUAAGUGAAAUACUAUAUUAAAUGCCUAAUUUUUUUACUGAGAUAUAAUACACUUAUUAUCAAAUUUACCCCUUUUCACUGGCUUUUAGUAUUUCACGAAGUUGUGCGAACAUCACCACUAUGUAAUUCUAGAACAUUUUCAUCACCCCAAAAAGAAACCCCAUACCCCUUGUAAUCAUUCCUCAUUUUCCCACACCCAGCUAGUCUCAACCCCUGGCAGCUGCUAAUCUACUUUCCAUCUCUAUGGAUAUUAAGAGUACCAAAUCUUUGCUUUUCUAUAUGUUUUAAUUUUCGCAAAAGUGAAAUACCUAGCACUGGGACAGGCGUAUAAUGUGCACUUAAUAAAUGUUAUCUAUGUGUGUAUGUGGAUGGAUGGAUGGAUAGUUGGAUAGAUAGAUAGAUAGAUAGAUAGAUAGACAGAUGAAUAGGUAGAGCACACUUAGUAGACAGAUAUAAUAUAAACUCAUUCAUUCAACAAAUACCCAUUUGCACUUGAGAGGAAAAUGGUCCAUUGAGAGAAGUAAGAUGUGAUUCUUGCUUUCGGGGAAUUUGCCAUCUAGUGGGAAGAGAGGCAGGUGCAAGUGAACGCAGGGCAGAAUGAAAUUACAGUUGUAUCUGAACAAGAUGCUAGAGGAGGAAGUGGCAUCUAGGGUCCAUCUAGGAUGGGUAAGCUUUCCUGACGUCGAAUGGCAGUCUGGGGGAGCAAUCCUGAGAACUAAGGCUGGGAGACAGGGAGGGUUUGGUGUCAGGCAGGACCUCUGGGACGGCCACGUCUUCACACCCAGUCAAGACCCCGCCCUACAUCUCCACAGCUGUGAAAAAGACUUGUCUGUAGCAAGAGGUUAUAAACACUGGGUGAUACAGGCCAAAUGGGAAAGGAGCGAAGGGGUGACCUGGGCUAGCACACGCAAGUCUGCACUGUCAUCUGGGCAAGGACACUCUGAAACGGCUAUGCCCUCGGUCUAUGGAGAGUGGCAGCCUCAUAGGUGUAGGAACCAGGACUUCCAAGUCAGAUCUGGCUCUGCCUUUUCUCAGCUGGGGACCUUGAGUAACUGCUUCCCCGCUCUGAGCCUGUCUCUUCAACUGUAAUAUGAAGCUAAUAACACUUACUUCAGUAGCAUUAGACAUGAUGGUUCAAAAGUGUUGGACACAGUGCCUGGAAUGAGGAAUACGUACUCCCUUAAAUGGCCAUACAGAUAGGUUGGGGGAGGCUGGGUAAAGUGAAGGAAGCACACAUUCAAGGCCUCAGGAAAGUUGAGGCAUUUAGAACACUUUUAAUUAAAUUAUUUAUUUAGACUAGUGAUGGAUUUUAUUUAUUUAUUUAUUUGUUUAUUUAUUGGCUGCAUUGGAUCUUCGUUGCUGUGCACAGGCUUUCUCUAGUUGUGGCGAGCGGGAGCUACUCUUCAUUGCGGUGCGCAGGCUUCUUGUUGCAGUGGCUUCUCUUGUUGCAGAGCACGGGCUCUCGGCGCACAGGCUUCACUAGUUGCAGCGCGUGGGCUCAGUAGUUGUGGCUCGUGGGCUCUAGAGUGCAGGCUCAGUAGUUGUGACACAUGGGCUUAGCUGCUCUGCCGCAUGUGGGAUCUUCCUGGACCAGGGAUUGAACCCAUGUCCCCUGCAUUGGCAGGCAGAUUCUUAACCACUGCGUCACCAGGGAAGUCCCAGAACACUUUUUAAAAUUUAGUAAUUGAUAUACGUAUUUUUAAGAUUGAAGAUGUCAUCAUGGGAGAAAUCAGAAUUUGUGGACUUCCUUUUCUUAUUCAGAUAAGUGAGUUUAUUUUUUUCCAAAAUUCAUUUGGGUAACUGUUUUGUAUUUUUUGUGUCAUUUUUUUUAAAUUGAAGUAUAGUUGAUUUACAGUGUUGUGUUAGUUUGUUAGGUGUACAGCUAAGUGAUUCCAUUUUUUUAUAUAUAUUCUUUAUAUAUAUAUAUUUUUUUCAUAUAAAUAUAAUAUAUAUUCUUUUCCGAUUCUUUUCUAUUAUAGGUCAUUACAAGAUAUUGAAUAUAGUUCCCCGUGCUAUACAAUAGGCCCUUGUUUAUCUUGGACUUCCUUUUAUUUGUUGUAGUGUUGUUUUGUUUUGAAUUAUGUGCAGAGGGAUUGUCUUUUCAGUGCUUAAGCCUCCAAAGGUAUUAUCAGGCCCUCAGGAGGGCAGAAAUGGGGUGCAGAUGCCUGUGGAGGGUUAGGGCAAGGGGUGAGGGAGAUAAUCCACUCUACUGAGAACCAGCUCAAAGGAAAGUCUUUUGAACCACAGAACACAACCCUGAGAUUUUCUCCUGGGGACAGGAGGCCUGAGGAGCCUGGGAGGGUGAGCUGGAAUGCUGAUAGCAGGGACUUAGAACCAAGGGUGGUUCAAGUUGCAGGACCCUAAGAAAUCACUGAAUUCAACUUCCCCAUUUUACAGAGAGACAGAUCCCCAGUAAGACAGAGACUUGCCCAGGGUCAUUCAUGGAAUUAGUGGCAGAGCAGGAUCAAUUCAGGUGUCUGCUUAAGCCAGGGCCCCUGAAGCUAGGCGGCGCCAAGGGAGAGGAGGCCCUGUUUCCUACUCCUGCCUCCACAGUGCGUUCCCCAAGUGCCUGGGUGCCCAGCAUGGGGGCUCAGAUACUCUAGGACACAGUUCUGCCUCAGGGCCCAGAGGCCAGGGGAGAAGUCAGACAGGCACAUAAGGGAAAUCCACUGUGCCAAGGAUCCCAAAAGGGCCACUUAGGGAGGGCCCUCUCUCCAGAGGAGGCAGGCUGAGGUGGGCAUACGAGGAGCCCCAGAAUUUGGGAGAGGUGGGCAGGGAGAAUGAACACCUGCAGAGAGCAGCAGGGGGCAAGUGGAGCAGGGCAGCUGGGGCUCCUGGGAAUGUGAGGUGACUGUUUGUCAGGGACAGAGGGAACCUGUCCAAGGGACGUGGUGUGUGGAAGGGCUGGCCUGUGACCAGCCUGGGUAACCAUUUCAGCACCUCAAGCGGUCCCAGGGGCCCUCGGGGCACUGCUGUUUGAUUGUGGGAGCUGUGUGAUCCUACCAGGGGAUGGAAGAAAGUGUAUGGGGGAACCUUUUCCAAGCCUUCAGCCCCCAAAUGACCACUUCCUCCCCUUUCCCUCCUGUGUCUUAACUAGGCCACACCCUCUGCAAAACCAAGGGAGGUUAACAUUUGCCUCCAGCCCUCACCUGUCCCCGCACCAGAGAUAGCCCUGGGUGGGAAUGCCGGAAUUCUUCUAGACCAGGCUUUGUGGCUGUCCCUCUGUAGAUCCGUGGGCCUGUUUCCACUCCUGUGGACUCUGGUGCCCGCUCUGAUGUGGGGCAAGAACUCUACCUCUAAGGAUUGUUAAAGGCGCCAGUGAGGUGACAGGUGUGAUUGCCUCAGACCGAACAGCCUAGUUUGUGUCCUCUGGGUGAGAAGAGGGCCUUCAGAAACAGGAACACAAGGUGGACCACUGGGUCGGUGAGAGGAGGGGGCCCAGAGCAGAUGGCCUGCCUAGGGGAUGUCCGGGGAGGGUGACCAAGGCUCUGCCUUGCCAGCGAUUACCCAUCACCACUGGUAACGAUCCUGCGUGGCCAGGCAGGAUUCACGCUCAUCUAACCCCCAGGACCUCUGUGCAGGUGCAGUGAUGAUUAUAAUGGUAACUGGAGGUAUUGAGACCGUCCUGUGGGUAGGCCACGCGAGACUUCUGAGAGGUGGGUGCUUCCAGCUGCGUGGAGCACUGAGAGAGUGAAUGUGAGCCGGGAGAUCAAAGAGAGCAGGGGGGCAGUAGUUAGGUGAGGGGCUUCACGGGAGGGCACCCCUGGGGGCAGGAAUCCCUGGCACUGAGGCGCUUUCUGGCUCAGGUGUGAACGACUCUUCUUGAGACCCCUUUUGGGUGAAGUAGGGGCGGUUCCACCAGGACUCCAAGUGGUUACAGCAUAAGGAAAGACGGGAGGGGACAUAGGGACCUCCUCCUCUUCCAAACUCUAGACCGCGGGAGCUCCAGGCCAGCGUUCUCACACCUGGCGCAUUGAUUAUGCUAAUUUAAGACAGCCCCGUCCACUCCCACACGCCACGAGGCCCCGCCCCUCGAGCGACCUAUCGUGGUUGGAGGGCGGGGCUAUGCUAAUGAGCCGGCCUGGCCCCAAGGGUUGCGCGGGCAGCUGCACCUAGCCCAGGCGAGGCGGCGGCGGCUAUGGCCACGGCCGGAGCGCUGGCGGGUCUGGUCGCGGGCUUGCAGGGCCCGCGGGUCGUCCCGAGCCCGGAUUCGGACUCAGACACAGACUCGGAGGACCCAAGUACCCGGCGCAGCGCAGGCGGGCUGCUCCGCUCGCAGGUCAUCCACAGCGGUCACUUCAUGGUGUCAUCGCCGCACAGCGACUCGCUGACCCGGCGGCGCGACCAGGAGGGGCCCCUGGGGCUCGCCGACUUCGGGCCGCGCAGCAUCGACCCCACACUCACCCGCCUCUUCGAGUGCAUGAGCCUGGCCUACAGUGGCAAGCUGGUUUCUCCCAAGUGGAAGAAUUUCAAAGGCCUCAAGCUGCUGUGCCGGGACAAGAUCCGCCUCAACAACGCCAUCUGGAGGGCCUGGUAUAUCCAGUAUGUGGAGCGGAGGAAGAGCCCCGUGUGUGGCUUCGUGACCCCCCUGCAGGGGCCUGAGGCUGAUGAGCACCGGAAACCGGAGGCCGUCGUCUUGGAGGGGAAUUAUUGGAAGCGGCGCAUCGAGGUGGUGAUGCGCGAGUACCAUAAGUGGCGCAUCUACUACAAGAAGCGGGUGGAAGGGGGGUGGCAGCCGCCGGAGCGAUGGUGCGAGCAGCUCUUCACCAGCGUGGUGCCCGUCCUGCUGGCGGGCCCAGAGGAGGAGACCGGCGGGCGGCAGCUUCUGGAUCUCGACUGCUUUCUGUCCGACAUCUCCGACACACUCUUCACCAUGACUCAGCCUGGCCCUACACCCCUGCAGCUGCCCCCCGAGGACGCCUAUGUUGGCAACGCUGACAUGAUCCAGCCAGACCUGACGCCUCUGCAGCCCAGCCUGGAUGACUUCAUGGAGAUCUCAGAUUUCUUCACCAACUACCGUCCCCCACAGACACCUACACCCUCAAGCUUCCUGGAGCCCCCCAGCUUCGGCCCCAUGGCUGACCCUGGCCUCAGCAGUGGGAUCCUGGGCUCGGAGGUGCCCUCUGCCUGCUCGGGCAUGACCCACCUCUCGGGACAUAACCGCCUGCAGGCUCGGAGCAGCUGCCCUGGCCCUCUGGACUCCAGUGCCUUCCUGAGCUCUGAUUUCCUCCUGCCUGAAGACCCCAAGCCCAAGCUCCCACCCACUCCCGCACGCCCACCCCUCCUCCAAUACCCCAGCCCUGCCAAGGGGCUUGGCCUGGAGCCCUGUGCCCCACCCCCUUUCCCUCCCAUGGCUCCACUGCCUGCUAUGCUGCAGGAAGAGCCUGUCUUCUCUCCCAGAUUCUCUUUCCCUCCUGUCCCUCCUGCCCCGGGAGUGUCCCCGCCAUCUGCUCCCACGGCCUUCGCACCCACCCCCCAGCUGGGUCCAGGCCCUGCCCCCGCCCCCUUCCCCUUAGACCUUCUACCCUCGGGGUAUUCGGAGCCCCCGUUGGGGCCUCACUUCACCGUGCCCCAAGGCACGCGGCCCAGAGGCAAGCCCCCUACCCAGUCCCCCAGGGGGCGGAGGCCCAGCCCCCCCACCUUGGCCCCUGCCACUGCCGGGGGCAACAAUCCUUGCCUCGCACAGCUGCUCACAGCAGCCAAGCCUGAGCAAGCCCUGGAACCUGCGCUUGUGUCCAGCGCCCUCCUCCGGUCCCCAGGGUCCCCGGUAAGAUGGCGGGCACUGGGAGGUGGCGGUGAACCCCGGGGCUUCACCCCGACUCUCUGCCCUUCUCCACCCCAGCAGGAGAUAGCCCCCGAGUUCCCCUGCACCUUCUUUCCCCCGACCCCGGCCCCUACACCGCCCCGACCACCUCCGGGUCCAGCCACAUUGGCCCCUCCCAGGCCCCUGAUUGUCCCCAAAGCGGAGCGGCUCUCGCCCCCAGCACCCAGCGGUGGUGAGCGGCGGCUGUCUGGGGAGCUCAACUCCCUGCCGGGCCCGGGGACUCUGAGCAUGUGCACCUCUUCCCCUCAACGCAUCCUAAGCCGGGGCCAUCCGGACAACAAGACCGAAAACCGGCGCAUCACACACAUCUCUGCGGAGCAGAAGCGGCGCUUCAACAUCAAGCUGGGGUUUGACACUCUGCACGGGUUGGUGAGCACGCUCAGCACUCAACCCAACCUCAAGAUGAGCAAAGCCACCACGCUGCAGAAGACAGCCGAGUACAUCGCCAUGCUGCAGCAGGAGCGAGCCGCCAAGCAGGAGGAGGCCCAGCAGCUCCGGGACCAGAUCGAGGCGCUCAAUGCCGCCAUCAACCUGUGCCAGCAGCAGCUGCCUGCUACGGGAGUGCCCAUCACACACCAGCGGUUCGACCAAAUGCGAGACAUGUUCGAUGACUAUGUCCGGACCCGCACGCUGCAUAACUGGAAGUUCUGGGUAUUCAGCAUCCUCAUCCGGCCUCUGUUCGAAUCCUUCAAUGGGAUGGUGUCUACGGCAAGCCUGCAGAGCCUCCGCCAGACCUCACUGGCCUGGCUGGACCAGUACUGCUCCCUGCCUGCUCUCCGGCCAACUGUUCUGAACUCCCUACGCCAGCUGAGUACAUCUACCAGUAUCCUGACGGACCCGGACUGUAUACCCGAGCAAGCCACGCGGGCAGUCACAGAGGGCACCCUUGGCAAAUCUGUAUAGCGCUGGCCGGACCACGCUGCUCACUCAGCUGCCCUGGGGCUGCGCUCCCUGGGCACUCCCCUCCUGCUCCGGGUCCCGGCUUUCAAGCAGGGUUUCUUCUGAUCUCCUGGGAGCCGGGAAGAACUGAGUUCCAGUCCCUGCUCUACUAUAGCAACAAUGCUGUGACCUGGGGAGAUCAUCCUCCCUCUUUGGACCUCCAUUCUCCAGUCUGCAAAAUGGGGACGGGGAAGCUUCAAGUAGAAGAGGAUCCCAAGGCCUUAGCAGCUGUGGCACUUGGGGGCCUAAGCUGGCAACUCAGGGAGUUUGAAAGAGGGAAGGGGACGAUGCUUCCUUGUCACUCCCACCUGCUCCCCCCACAGGUCAGGCACAGGCUUCUGUUUCUAAGCCGGGAAGGAGAAAAGGAGGUUCCUUCUCUCUGCUCCUCCACUGGUAGCCUGGACGGGCUGCAGGAUGGCAUCCCUGAGUGAGGCCAGGAAGGUCUGAUCCCAGGAGAGAGCAGGGCAGGGGGUGGCCAAGCCAGGGGAGGCAUCUGGUAUGUGUGUGGAUGAGUGUGUGUGGAUUUUGUAAAGAAUUCUUGACCAAUAAAAACAGAAACUGU